AUGCUUUUCAAUCUAAUGAAAUAUGUUGUUUGUAAUGUAGGUCGUUUCUAUUGUUUCUUUAAGUGUUCUGAGUCUUUCUUUAUAGUAAAUCCACGUGAUAAUCGGUUGCUUUUUGAAGUUUUUGAUGAAAAUCGAUUGACUCGAGAUGAUUUUCUUGGCUUGGUGGAAAUCCCCCUCAAUCAUACAAGCAUCCUCACAGAGAGGCCUGAUCGCAGUAUCCCUACUAAAGAUUACAUCCUACGACCUCGAAGCACAAGGUCCCGUGUCCGUGGCCACCUGUGGAUUUACCUGGCAUAUUAUGCACCUGAAGAUGAGGUUGACACGGAAAGUCAAGAAGAUACUUCUUCUGCACAAUCUGAGCCUGGCUGGGAGAUGGUAAGCUUACAGAGUUCUUUAACUGAAUCUGGUGCCUCUGGUCCAACUGCCUCAAUGUCUGAUGAACCCUUGACUCCUUUGCCUCCAGGUUGGGAAGAACGCACAGAUGCCCAGGGUAGGACUUAUUACGUCAAUCACAAUGAGCGUACAACACAAUGGGAACGGCCCUCAAGCAAUAAUAUGCUUCCUCCAGGUUGGGAAGAACGAGUGGAUGCUAACGGUAGAUUGUACUAUGUCAGCCAUCAUAACAGAACCACUCGCUGGGACAGACCUACAAUGCCAGCAGUGCAGCCUUCCCAGGUGGAGUUGCAACGACAGCGUAGUAUGGAGGUGGCCCAAUUGUACAGACAACGCAGACAUAUUAGCCAAGAGGACACGAUCAGCUUGAACCCAGCUGAAGUUGAAGGUGUUGAAGAGGGCCCAGCAGCUAUAUAUUUUGUAACUGAGAAUCCACCAACAUCAAGCAGUGAUGUAAGUGAGGAACCUUUGCCUGCUGGUUGGGCCAUGUCAAUUGCCCCCAAUGAAAGACCUUUCUUUAUUGAUCAUAAUACAAGAACAACCACCUGGGAGGAUCCUCGAAAAACCCGUACAAACUCCUUGAGAACAGCAGCUACUCCCGAUGCCCCAAAGCCUUUUGUACGUUCAUCUUCAAAUGAAGAUCUCCUCAACAAUCUUGGCCCUUUGCCUCCUGGCUGGGAAGAACGCAUCCACACAGAUGGGAGGGUGUUUUAUAUCGACCACAAUACCAGAACCACAAUGUGGGAAGAUCCGAGGUUACAGAAGCUUGGAGGUCCUGCAGUACCAUAUUCUCGGGACUAUAAAAGAAAAUAUGAUUACUUCCGAUCCAAACUUCGUAAACCUGUCAAUGUUCCUAACAAAAUAGAUAUUAAAGUUUCUAGAGCAAAUGUGUUUGAAGACUCUUUUAGAGUAAUUAUGGGUGUGAAAAAGGUUGAUCUUUUGAAAACAAGAUUAUGGAUAGAGUUUGAUGGAGAAGUGGGUCUGGAUUACGGUGGUGUGGCUCGAGAAUGGUUUUAUAUGCUAUCAAAAGAAAUGUUCAACCCAUACUAUGGAUUGUUUGAAUAUUCGGCCACAGACAACUAUACCCUCCAAAUUAACCCUUUGUCUGGUGUGGCUAAUGAAGAACAUUUGAACUACUUUGAAUUCAUUGGUCGAAUAGCUGGAAUGGCUGUAUACCAUGGCAAACUGUUAGAUGCCUUCUUUAUUCGUCCAUUCUACAAGAUGAUGUUGGAAAAAUCCAUAAAACUCUCAGAUAUGGAGUCAGUUGAUUCUGAAUAUCACAAUUCUUUGAUCUGGAUCAAAGAUAAUGAUCCAACAGAAUUAGACUUGAGGUUUUGUGUGGAAGAAGAUUAUUUUGGAGAGCGAACUGAGCGAGAACUUAAGCCAGGAGGAAAAGACAUUGUGGUGUCAGACGAAAACAAAUUAGAAUAUAUAAAUUUGGUCAUCAAAUGGCGAUUUGUGUCCCGGGUGGAAAAUCAAAUGAAAUAUUUUAUGAAAGGAUUCAAUGCUUUGAUUCCACAAAAUUUGCUGCAAAUAUUUGAUGAAAAUGAAGUUGAGUUACUCAUGUGUGGAUUACAAGAUAUUGAUGUCAAUGAUUGGAAGAGGAACACAGCAUACAAAGGGGAGUACAAUCAGAAUCAUCCGGUCAUCAUCCAUUUCUGGAAGUGUGUCUACUCUUUUAAUAAUGAGAUGCGGGCCCGUCUGCUCCAGUUUGUGACUGGAACCUCACGAGUACCAAUGAAUGGCUUUUCUGAAAUGUAUGGCAGCAACGGACCGCAACUGUUCACCAUUGAGAAGUGGGGGAACCCGGAGCAACUUCCCCGUGCUCACACCUGCUUCAAUCGAUUGGACCUGCCACCUUAUGAUACUUAUCAAGAGCUUCGUAAAAAACUAAUAAUGGCAGUGGAGAAUACACAAGGCUUUGAAGGUGUUGACUGA
Messenger RNA from Acanthosepion pharaonis, 2331 nucleotides. The record is from the annotation of a GenBank genome assembly. NCBI's taxonomy places the organism in Eukaryota, Metazoa, Mollusca, Cephalopoda, Sepiida, Sepiidae.